Messenger RNA from Xyrichtys novacula (pearly razorfish), 3456 nucleotides. The record is from the annotation of a GenBank genome assembly. NCBI's taxonomy places the organism in Eukaryota, Metazoa, Chordata, Actinopteri, Labriformes, Labridae.
GGCAGCAGGGGGCGGCAUGGGUACAAUAACAAGUGUGGAGGAAGGAAGCGCAGUUAAAAAUGGUUGAACUUCAGUCAGCUAUUUUGUUGUGAACUCAUGUUGAUAUAUUAUUUGUAAACCAUCACAUUUACAAUGGAGAGGAGUUUAGGGACAGCUGCAGCGAUUAAGAUGUUAGGGUGAGUAAUGAAUAAAUCUGAUAUUUUCUGCGUAGUCACCAAGUACAUAUGAAAUUUUUUUUAGCCUUUAUUUGUCAGUCAGCUAACUAAGAUUUUCAAUCACGUACGUUUCAGUGUCUUAACUUUAAACAGUUAUAAUAAUCUGGACUUGACCGUUUCUGAGGAUUCCUCCAGGCUGAAACAUUUCACCUGUGGUUUUUAUUUCCUGCUCAGGUACCCGGGUGGUUCCUGCCUUACCCGGUGCAGGUGUGAUGAACUUCCCUGUCCCCUGCUCACCUGGCUGGCUACAGAGCUGAGAAGCCUCUGCCCUGAGCUGCAAGGUGUGUGGUGCUAACUAAACUGUUGUGUUACAAGCUGAAUUGUCAACCACUAGUACGCUUUACAGCAAUAUCAGUUGUAUCAGCAGAUAUAAUCACAUCUCUCUCUCUUUGACGUGUCUCUUUUAGAAUAGAUUUUAAGGUUGGUUUGUUGGUUUUUAAAGCUCUUAAUGGCUUUGGCCCUUCUUAUCUAUCUGAUCUGCUUUUACCUUAUGAGCCAGGUAGAGUCCUCAGGUCUCAAGUUAAAACCAAGACAUACGGUGAGGCAUCUUUUUAUUACUAUGGCCCCCGUCAAUGAAACAGCUUACCGGAAGACCUGAGGACUGCGCCUGAUCUUAAUGAUUUCAUAAGCUUUGUCUUUUAUUGAGCUAUUUUGGUGUUCUUAUUUUAGUAUCUUUUACUGUUGUUUUUAUUUCAUUUUGUUGAUUAUUUCUUCAAUUUCAUUCUAUGUAACUUUAUUUUUAGAUUUUAACCUAAACCUUGAGUGUCCUUAUCUUGACUUUUAAAAUGACGUUUCCUCAGUGCACACAUUCCUGUUUCCACGAAAUCAAGCCCUGUUUAAGUUUAUUCAUUUUUUAAUACUGUUUCUAUUACAAUUAGAUGGUAGGGUAGGAAUGAGGGGUUGGGCUGGGGUAGAUUUGGGUAUUCUUUGUUUCUUUUAUUCCUUUUUCUGUGUAAAGCACUUUGUGCUACAUGUUGUGUAUGAAAAGUGCUAUAUAAAUAAUGAUUGAUUGAUUGAUUGAAAGAAAGAAAGAAAGAAAGAAAGAAACAUUUUUUCUCACAUGGAAAUGAAUGAGUUAACUUGCAACAACAUGUUCUGAAAAGACUCUUUUUGUUAGACCCAAACGGGACAGGUGACGUUUUACUGGUAGAGGAACUGAAAAGUUUACUGUCAAAGAUGUCUACUCCCCUAACUGUGGUUUCAUCCGAGGCACUUGACCCGUCCAUCCUCAACAAAGUCACCGGUGAGAAAUAACCUGAGUCUGUUGUCCAUAGUUCAUGUCAAGUGUAACCCACUGAAUGAGAGAGGAGCUGAUCUCUCAUCUUUUUCUUUCCUUUAGAAUUCCUUGUGUCAGAGUUGCAAGCAGCUCACAUUAUGAGGUAUAGGGAGUCACAUGCCGAGGAGAAGAAAGCAGAAGAGGAGUCUGUAAAGGAGCAGAGAGGUGAAGAUCACAGCUGUAAACUUGCUGACUUUUGCCAAGAAUAUGCAGACGACAGUGUUUCUGACAAAAGGAAGGCAGAGAUACAGGCAGAAUGGAUAUUACUGCAGCGUGCACUUGACUUGGAAUCCUCCUGUCAAUUCACAGAUGUGUUGAAAGAGGUGAGAUCAACAUGGGAAACACUAAGCUAAAUCUAAGUUAUAAACUGAGAAUCAUUUCAAAAUUCUCUUUUUUUUUUUUUUGGUAAAGGUGGAGUCGAGGCUUGCUCGCCUUCCAUGUGAAGAUAUGACAAACCCCCUUCUCAAGACCAGCCUCACCUCAGGGCAAUGGGUAAGUUACCAGAACAAUACUAGGUUAAAUAUGCAUCAGAUGUUGCUUUUACAUGAUGUAAGUCUUUCAACUCUUUUUCUGUCUCUCUCUCAGACAGAAGUUAAAAAAAUCAAUGACGUUCUGUCAGAGGAUUAUCUGCGUCGACGACAGAUGAUGAUUAAACGCUUCCAGGUCACACUUGAGUCGUUCGCUUGGGGUGAAAAACAAAAGGUCAGAAAACCAAGAUUCAUGUUUAACAGCUGUUAACAACUAGUGAGUGUAUGUUUGCAUGUUGGGGUCAAGCAGAGGUUUCCAAUGAUGGUGAUGGAAAUGUGAUAAAUUUUGAAGGUAUUUUGCCAUAAAUCACAGUAUCAGAUGAUCAGGUAUUGACCUGAUGAUAGGGCUCAAUGAAAAUUUACCAGGUCACUUGAGUUUGUACAAAUGAUCCUGAAGGAAACAGUUAGUUGUUGUUGCUGAACAUUUUACUUACAGCCAUAAUUACUAAACUAUCAUUUUACCAGAGGAAAAGUGAGAAAUACCUAUUAGAAUUUACCUCUGCGGACCAUAAGUAACUAUCUAAAAACCUUAGUGGUGAUCAGUUCAUGUGUUAGAAGAUAUUUAAAAUGUUUCAUAUUAUGUAGACUUAUACAGCCAAGCCUCUAGCUUUGCCUCCCACCUAUUUCAGCUCUGGUUAGGAUAAUAUUAGCUGCAGCAGGUUAUUAAGGUACACACCUGAAGCAUUGCUGUUCAUGUUGAUAACAACAAACAUUCCUGUUUACUUAGCCUUUUGUCUGUUUUAUCCCCUGACAGCAACGCAGUGAAGCUCUGGCCUCAGUUCCUCCUCUAUCAUCCCUUGCUGGCACCUCUCUUGUAUCUCUAUCUCUUCUUAUCGCUGCCAGGGAGGAUCAGUCCACCAUUGAGCCGAUCAAGGCUGGAAAAAGCACCUCUGUGUACAAGGUAAAGCCAUAUACUUACAUUAAUCACUAGUGUAAUUCGGAAUGAAGAUGAGCAUUACUCAGAAUUAAGGUGGUUUGUUAUUUGACUUCCAUCUGUCUAGACGUUGAUGGGCAGCGUUCCAGACAGAGGAGGACGGCCUGGGGAGAUUGAGCCACCAAUGCCAGCAUGGGGAGAGAGAAGUUCCAAAGGACCCAGAUGGGGACGGGGGGGUGGACACCAUCAACGACGCAAAUUUCCAGAUAAAAAGAAGAAAGGGAAAAAAGAAUAACCUGUCCUCAUUUGACUUUACAUGAGAAUAAAGUAAUAUUUUCUCUUUAUUAAAAUUAUUUGAGAUAAGGGAAUGUUUAAAAUAGGAAUGGCUGUUGAACGCUACAUAUAUUAUCAUUUUAUAUGUACAAAUAUGUGUUUUCCAUAAUGGACUGGUAAUCAACCAGAUAUUUCUGUUUAUUUGAAGCAAGAAAAAAAUAUUGAUUUUUCAUUGGUGCUUGUGCAUUCUGGUUCGUUAAUUUAAGAAUAAACUCAUGAAAUGAAAGAGGA